Ipomoea nil (Japanese morning glory) is the source of this 714-nucleotide messenger RNA. RefSeq lists its product as uncharacterized. The transcript has 2 exons. Bases 1 to 714 code for a protein of 237 amino acids. Lineage: Eukaryota; Viridiplantae; Streptophyta; Magnoliopsida; Solanales; Convolvulaceae. The record is from RefSeq and is a predicted model, not a curated record.
AUGCCGCCGCGAAGCGUUAGGGAGGAAUAUCCUCGCUCCUCAGGACCUGGAUCGUCGUCAUCCACAGAUUUGACUGAGAGUCUGCGCCAGCUCACCCAGUUGACCCAUACCAUAGGAGCUGCUGUACUCAGUGGGAAUAACGGUGGCAGUGAUGUGUCCAGAAAGAUCACGGGACGCAAUCCACCGUGUUUCUUGGGUCAGGAGGAUCCGGAAGUUCUUGAGAGUUGGAUCCGCACGUUUGAUAAGUUGUUUGACGUGGUAGGAUGCCCAGAUGACCAGCGAGUAGAGGCUGCUAUGUACUAUCUACAGGGAGAGGCUGAUCACUGGUGGGUCAUGGAAGGACCGGCUGUCCAGGCAAGAGAAGGGUUUGACUGGGGGAUGUUCAAGAUGGAGUAUCAUGCCCGCUUUGUGGCACUGUCUCGAUUUGCUCUUACCUUGGUACCUGAUGAGGCGAGUAGGGCUCGCAAGUUCAUUCGAGGAUUGCGCUAUGAUGCUCAGAAAUCCUUCUCAGCGGCGAGAUAUGCUACAUUGAAUGAAGCUUAUGAGGCAGCUGCUGGUUACUCCAGGAUCCAACAGUUGCACCGAGAUGCCAUGCAAGGGAUGAAGAAAAAGAAUGAAGGGAUAAAAUCACAAACAAGAAAGGGACACAGGUUCAAUCCGACGAACAGGCUUGACCAUAGAGGUGGGGAAAGGAAGAACAUGAAUAUGAGAUAG